CAGGAAGCUAGAAAUUCUGUUGCUAGGUGACAUACUGGGAGCUAUAGCAAAAAAAAUUCAUUGUGCAAAAGUGUACUAAUGACCGUGAUAUGAUAUAUGAAUCAUACUGCAUUUUAAGUUUGGUGUGAGAGUGUAUUUGCAGUUCUAGCAUUCAGCACUGAGACCCAAGAGGCAAGGAGCAAGUGAGGUGUUCCCUGAAGUAACUAUAGCAAGUUCCCUCCCGUCUGCGCUUCCAGUGAUGUGAAGAAUCAGAAUGACUGCUCAAGUUACCCUGGAGGACGCUUUGUCCAAUGUAGAUCUUUUAGAAGAAUUACCACUACCAGAUCAACAGCCAUGUAUUGAGCCUCCUCCAUCAUCCUUGCUUUAUCAGCCAAACUUCAACACCAAUUUUGAAGAUAGGAAUGCAUUUGUCACAGGUAUUGCAAGAUACAUUGAACAAGCAACAGUUCAUUCUAGCAUGAAUGAAAUGUUGGAAGAAGGCCAAGAGUAUGCUGUUAUGCUAUACACAUGGAGAAGCUGCUCAAGAGCCAUCCCUCAGGUGAAAUGUAAUGAGCAACCAAACAGAGUGGAAAUUUAUGAAAAAACAGUGGAGGUUCUAGAGCCAGAGGUCACAAAACUGAUGAAUUUUAUGUAUUUUCAGAGAAAUGCAAUUGAAAGAUUCUGUGGAGAGGUGAAGCGUUUAUGUCAUGCAGAGAGGAGAAAGGAUUUCGUAUCUGAAGCUUAUCUGAUCACGCUUGGGAAGUUUAUCAACAUGUUUGCAGUUUUAGAUGAACUGAAAAAUAUGAAGUGCAGUGUGAAGAAUGACCAUUCAGCCUACAAGCGGGCUGCCCAGUUUUUGCGUAAAAUGGCAGACCCUCAGUCUAUCCAGGAGUCCCAGAACCUGUCCAUGUUUCUUGCCAACCAUAACAAGAUUACUCAGUCUUUACAGCAACAGCUUGAGGUUAUUUCUGGCUAUGAAGAGCUGCUUGCAGACAUUGUGAAUUUAUGUGUAGACUACUAUGAAAACAAAAUGUAUCUUACACCAAGUGAGAAGCAUAUGCUCCUGAAAGUAAUGGGAUUUGGCUUGUAUCUGAUGGAUGGCAGUGUCAGUAACAUCUAUAAGCUGGAUGCCAAGAAAAGGAUAAAUCUAACCAAGAUUGACAAGUUUUUUAAGCAGCUGCAAGUCGUUCCAUUGUUUGGUGAUAUGCAAAUUGAGCUGGCAAGAUAUAUUAAAACUAGUGCUCACUAUGAGGAAAACAAAUCCAGAUGGACAUGUACAUCCUCCAGCAGUAGCCCUCAGUACAACAUUUGUGAACAGAUGAUUCAGAUAAGAGAUGACCACAUGCGCUUUAUUUCAGAGCUGGCUCGUUACAGCAACAGUGAGGUGGUGACUGGAUCAGGCCGUCAAGAAGCUCAGAAAACAGAUGCGGAGUAUCGAAAACUAUUUGAUCUUUCUCUCCAGGGUCUUCAGCUUCUGUCUCAGUGGAGUGCACAUGUUAUGGAAGUGUAUUCAUGGAAGCUGGUGCAUCCAACUGACAAAUACUCGAACAAAGAUUGUCCAGACAAUGCAGAAGAGUAUGAGAGAGCAACACGAUACAAUUAUACCAGUGAAGAGAAGUUUGCACUUGUUGAGGUGAUUGCAAUGAUUAAAGGACUACAGGUGUUGAUGGGCAGGAUGGAAAGUGUCUUCAAUCAUGCUAUUCGCCAUACCAUCUAUGCUGCUCUCCAGGACUUUGCCCAGAUCACACUCAGAGAACCCUUAAGGCAGGCUAUCAAGAAGAAGAAGAAUGUCAUCCAAAGUGUUCUUCAGGCCAUCAGGAAGACAGUAUGCGAUUGGGAGGGUGGACGCGAGCCAUUUAAUGAUCCUGCACUGAGGGGAGAGAAAGAUCCCAAAAGUGGCUUUGAUGUCAAAGUUCCAAGGCGAGCAGUGGGUCCCUCCAGUACCCAGCUUUACAUGGUGAGAACCAUGUUAGAGUCCCUCAUUGCUGACAAAAGUGGUUCCAAGAAAACCUUGAGAAGUAGCCUUGAGGGGCCCACCAUAUUGGACAUAGAAAAAUUCCACCGAGAGUCUUUCUUCUACACUCACUUGAUUAAUUUCAGUGAAACCCUCCAGCAGUGCUGUGACUUGUCUCAACUAUGGUUCCGGGAGUUCUUUUUGGAACUGACAAUGGGCAGAAGAAUCCAGUUCCCCAUUGAGAUGUCUAUGCCGUGGAUUCUGACUGACCACAUCUUAGAGACCAAGGAGGCUUCAAUGAUGGAAUAUGUUCUAUAUUCUUUGGAUCUUUACAAUGACAGUGCUCAUUAUGCCCUUACUAAAUUCAAGAAGCAGUUUCUCUAUGAUGAAAUUGAGGCAGAGGUCAACUUGUGCUUUGACCAGUUUGUCUACAAGUUGGCAGAUCAGAUAUUUGCCUACUACAAGGUUAUGGCAGGAAGCCUGCUGUUGGAUAAGCGAUUAAGAUCCGAGUGCAAGAACCAGGGAGCCACAAUACCUUUGAUAACAUCUAACCGAUAUGAUACCUUACUAAAGCAAAGACAUGUCCAGCUCCUUGGUCGGUCAAUAGAUCUGAACCGCCUGAUCACUCAGCGAAUUUCAGCAGCCAUGUACAAAUCUUUGGAACUGGCAAUUGGCCGCUUUGAGAGUGAAGAUUUGACAUCCAUUGUAGAGUUGGAUGGGCUGGUAGAAAUAAACAAGAUGACACACAAACUCUUGAGUAAAUACAUGACUUUGGACAGUUUCGAUGCCAUGUUCCGAGAAGCAAACCAUAAUGUAUCGGCUCCGUAUGGAAGAAUAACCCUUCAUGUCUUUUGGGAGCUGAACUAUGAUUUUCUUCCAAAUUAUUGCUACAAUGGGUCCACUAACAGGUUUGUUCGAACUGUACUCCCCUUUUCCCAAGAAUUCCAGAGAGAUAAGCAGCCGAAUGCACAGCCCCAAUAUCUGCAUGGAUCAAAGGCUUUGAAUCUGGCAUACUCCAGUAUCUACAGCAAUUACAGGAAUUUUGUUGGACCCCCUCACUUCAAAGUCAUCUGCAGGCUCCUGGGAUACCAAGGCAUUGCAGUAGUUAUGGAAGAGUUAUUGAAGGUUGUCAAGAGUCUGUUACAAGGCACGAUUCUGCAGUAUGUGAAGACCUUGAUGGAAGUGAUGCCUAAAAUCUGUAGGUUACCCAGACAUGAAUAUGGCUCCCCAGGUAUUCUAGAAUUCUUCCAUCAUCAGCUGAAGGAUAUUGUGGAGUACGCAGAACUGAAAACUGUGUGUUUCCAGAAUCUUCGAGAAGUAGGAAACGCAGUUCUCUUCUGCCUUCUGAUUGAACAGAGCUUGUCGCUGGAGGAAGUAUGUGAUCUUUUGCAUGCAGCACCUUUCCAGAACAUUUUACCAAGAGUUCACGUCAAAGAGGGUGAAAGACUUGAUACAAAAAUGAAGAGGCUGGAAUCAAAGUAUGCUCCACUCCAUCUUGUUCCUCUGAUUGAGAGACUAGGAACACCACAGCAAAUUGCCAUAGCAAGAGAAGGAGACCUGUUGACCAAAGAGCGCCUCUGCUGUGGGCUGUCUAUGUUUGAAGUCAUCUUAACCAGGAUCCGGACCUUCCUGGAUGACCCAAUCUGGCGUGGCCCUCUCCCCAGCAACGGUGUGAUGCAUGUAGAUGAGUGUGUGGAAUUUCACCGCCUCUGGAGUGCAAUGCAGUUUGUAUACUGUAUUCCCGUAGGAACACAUGAAUUUACUGUGGAACAAUGUUUUGGAGAUGGGCUGCACUGGGCUGGCUGUAUGAUUAUUGUGCUUCUGGGACAGCAACGCCGAUUUGAUGUGCUAGAUUUCUGCUACCACUUACUGAAAGUACAAAAGCAUGAUGGAAAAGAUGAGAUCAUAAAGAAUGUGCCUUUGAAGAAAAUGGUUGAAAGAAUCCGCAAGUUCCAGAUCCUGAAUGAUGAGAUCAUUGCUAUAUUGGACAAGUAUUUGAAAUCCGGCGAUGGGGAAGGCACACCAGUGGAACAUGUCCGUUGCUUCCAGCCUCCCAUUCACCAGUCCUUGGCCAGCAACUAAAGAAGCUCCAUGUUCCGAUCCCAUUUGGAAGCCACACAGUGUGUACCACAUUUCCCAGGACAGAUUUGAUGGUUAUGCUGAUAUUCACUGUUUUACAGUACUGUCCACACUUUCUGAAAGGAGAGGGUUUCUAGUUCUGUUUCCAAGCAUAGUAACUGUACACAAUUCUAGUUUUUAGACUACUUUUUGUAUACUUUUUAUAAAAGGCUUUGAAAUGCAUCCUAUUUCUAGUCUUAUAAUCCUUUGCAUUCCUCCAAUGAUAUAAUCAUUUCAGAAUGGACUGGUGUACAGGGUCUUCCUUCACUUAUCCAUUACUAACAAUCAGAAUGUACGGGGUGUGUACAAUUAACUUGUUUUUUAAAAGCAUUAUGCUGCUAAGACAGCCUUUAGAGAAUGUCCUCCUUUAGUAACUUCCAUGAGUUUCUUUUAAUCACUUUUCUCUGAAAAUAGCUGCAGCACUAUUAUGUAAUUAGCUUUGGAAUAAAGCUUUUUAUGGGGACUUUUUAAAAGGAGACAAUAAGAUAGAUAUUAUUUUAUUCUAUCAAAUUUGUAGAGCCAGUUCAUGUGUUUAGAAAUAAUUAUUCUUGCUGCUUUUUAAAGCUUUUCAUGUAAAACUGGAAAAUUAGAGUUCCAUUUUCCACAUCACAUUGGAAGCAUACAAAGCAGCAUGAAUUGCAUUCUGGAACUAUAUAUAGAUGUGCAUCUUAGUUUGACAGAUAUUUUUACAACUUGAAUGUCACAUUCUUUUCAAAUUAUGUUCACCCAUUCUGAGAAAUGGAGUCAGUUUCCUUUAUAACUUUUUUCCUGAUGCUAAGCUUUUGUAAUAUUUAUGCAUCUGCUUAUGUGACUUGUGGCUCAGCUGUUGAAUUAUUCUGAAGCUAAAUUUUGAAUUAAAAAUGUUAAAGACACACUCA
Molecule: messenger RNA, 4929 nt
Organism: Pogona vitticeps (central bearded dragon)
Lineage: Eukaryota; Metazoa; Chordata; Lepidosauria; Squamata; Agamidae
Gene: CYFIP1
Product: cytoplasmic FMR1 interacting protein 1
Biological process (GO): regulation of actin filament polymerization
Molecular function (GO): small GTPase binding
Source: RefSeq, a predicted model, not a curated record